AUGGUGGCGUGUUUGUGCGUGCCGCAGUCGUCGGGCAGCACUCGGCGUUCGUCACGGGGCACGGGGACGCCGCGACACCUCUCGAGCGCCGCCUCCUCGCGCCUCGGCCUGGGCCUCAACCCCGUGGAGGCGUCCGGCGGCAGCCGGCACUGCGGCCUGCAGAUGGCCGCGCCGCCGAUGGGGGCGGCGGGGGCGGACGCAGACGCGGACGCGGAGGCGGAGGGCGCGCCCGCCGCGGCCGGCCUGCAGCUGCUGUCGGUGCCGGGCUGGUCGCGCCGCCUCAGCUCCGUCACGUGCUCCUCGUCCGACACGUCCUACCUGGAGCGGCGAGGCUCCGCCGUCGAGUGCGGGCUGCCCGCGCCGCCCCCGGGCGCCUUCCGCCGCCUGCGGCCGCCGCUGCUGCCGCACUGCGACGACGUGCGCGACUGGGACUUCUACUACCCCAUCGACAUACAGGUGAUCCAGCCGACGCCGGACGCGUCGCCGUGCGGCAGCGAGCGCACGCUGUACGCGGCGGUCCUGCCGCAGGCGCAGCUGCUGCCCGGUGCCGCCAGCGCGCGGCCGUCGCUGAGCAGGCCCGCCUCCCCCGCCGCCUCCGCGUCGCUGUCGCCGCCGGCGCCGCCCCCCAGGCUCGCGCCGCUCGCCUCCAUCAGCUCCUGCGCAGCUUCGCUGCGCACCGACGACUGCGCCUCCGUCGGCUCCGACUCUGUCUUCCUCGACGACGAUGACGUGCUGGACACCGAGGACGAGGUGGAAGGGUUCUCAACAGACAGCGAUGAAGGUGAUGGUAGCAACCGUGUACGUCACUUCCUGCAAGUGCCACCUACUGUGCGGACGUUCACCCCUGCGAAACGCUGGAGUGACGGAGCUGCUUCUUACUACCGGCCACGGAGGUUGCUGCCCCGCCAGGCAGCUAUAACCUCACAGCUGUCAGUAUCGACGGAAGACACAGCAGCAGCUGCAGAAGUGGAGCGAGUUGCUCGGCGACCGCCCUGUCCGUUGCCACCGGGCGCCCGUCAUUCCUCAAGCAGCUCUAGUGGGAGCCCCACACUCAAAGAGACACGCUUCUAAACACUGCAAACUUUGUGGUUAACAAAUGCCCAUGAUAGCGGUGAAGACAGCAACAGGUUCCUCACUGAGUAAAAUUACAGAGCCACUAUGCAGGACCUGUCAGAUUUUUGAAAACAUUCAGCUGCAACAGGCUAAAGUGUGUGCUUCAAAAGGACUAAGACUAGUAAUGAAUGUAAAUGAAGGGAGCCCAAGUGGAACCAUUUUAAACUCUGCCAUAUCUCAGGAGCCCACAUACAACAAGAAUGAACAGACAGACAUAGAUGUAUUAAUAUUAGCUGGGUAAAACCAAUCAGUUAAUUCUGUACUGGCAACAGCACAUUACAAAUAAAACUGUUGAGCAUGGUCCUCAGCAGUUUUUCCAAACAUUUGAGUUUUUUUCUCAUCAAUAGUAUGGAAUUCAAUAAAGUUAUGGAGCUACUACAAGAUGUCCACAAAUGAGAGUAGUAAAACAAUAUUGCUGUCCAAUUUCUGUAAGUGACUGAUGUAGUGAACAUAUGUUAGGCCUUUCGGUCCUUGUUUAGUGCCCUAGGAGUUAAAUAAAUAUGGAAAACUGUUAGAAUGACCUGUGUAACAUACCAAAUUAGCAUGGUACAAUCUCAUUGGUGACUUAUGUCAAAUUGAGGUGAAAAUGGAAGAUGUGCAAUGAUUUCUAAAGAACUAAAUAACUGCAGUGAGACAGCAAUUGUUAAUGUCCAAAAGACCGUAAUACUCAGGUGAGACCAGUACGAGUUUUGUGUAUUACAGCCAGUUGAUAGAAUGUUGACCCACUCUUAGUAUUGUUGGAUGCCUAAUGGUAAUCAUGUAUGGAAACCAGAAAAUGUUGGUAUACCUCCUUUGAAACAUCAGGACUUCAGGACUCCUGCAUGUGGCAACUCUGUACAGGGGCUGAAUGCUGUAUCGUGUCUGAUUAUCCACAUCAGUGCAUGUAUGCUACGAUGGUUAUCAGACACUGUUUUCUAACAUUAUGAAUUUCUCUGGGCAAUUGUAGUUCCAUACAUCUCCCAUUUCUUAACUUUUCAAAUACAAGACAUAGAUAGAACUAAGAAAACUUGCAGUCUGUGUAUAGAGAGUAUGCACAUUUUUCUAUGCUUUUAUGUGUAAGUUAGUGUGUGAGUGCCACAGGUAUCCUAUACAAUGCUUAACCAUUACAGUGUAUAUGGAUAUUCACACUGUGCCUUGUCUUGUAUGUGCUUUUCAGAAUCAACAAGCUCAUGGGAGAACAGUGCAGCUAACGAAAACAGUCACUUUAUGUGAAAGUAUGCUAUUACCAUUACUGUCUCAAAGUUUCCCUAUGAUGAAGCUGUAUUCAUUUUUCAUUUUGCCAAUGCUGGUUGCUGGUAAAUGUGUACAUGUACUACAAACUUUCAUAUGUUUGAGGAAACCCUAGGUUACACACAGUCAUAAAUUUCAGUUCAUGGUAAUGAAAUCUUGAUGAAUAUUAUUUAAAGAAAAAAUCAAGCUACACACACAGAUACAUGUCUUAUGCAACUUCUUCAGAUCAUAUAGUAAUCUUGUACAUUACUGAUAAAAAGUAACAAGCGGCCUCAUGAACUACAUAUUCACUCUGAGCAUCCUUUAUUAAGGAGACAUCAUAAUUUCUAUCAGUAGUUACAACAGUCAGAAUACUGUUUGCAACUGUUAUGUCAGAUGUAAUUCUAGAUGGUUCUUCAGCCUCUGACAUAUUGUGACUCAGAAUCAAUGGCAGGGGAGAAUAUCUUCACAAUUGUAGACAAAUUCUUCUGCAGAAUUUCUGUAAAUUUAUUUUUACAUUACAAAUGUAACAAAUGAAAUAUUUGUUGGAAGUUACAGGAGAUACUAUGAGGUGAUAAUUGAAUUAAUCACUACAUAUGUGGUUCUUAGUAUGAGUAGCUGAAGUUCACUAGGAUCCAGUACUACAAAAUAUAAAUCUCAUUUAUACAAGAGUUGUUUGCACAGUCAGUGCUAUUUCUGUAUGACCCAGACAAACCGAAUUAUAUGAGCUUCAGUUGUAGUGGCCUUCCAGAUAGUUACCAUAAAAGAUAUGGUGCUCCUGAUAAUUCAAGUAUAACAAAUGUAUGUGGUGGCAAUGUGCCAGAUAAAUAUUUCUGUGCUGAUGUCAUACAGGACAAGUACAUGGAACAAAUUAUUUUUCCUGUGUGUGUGUGUGUGUGUGUGUGUGUGUGUGUGUGUGUGUGUGUGUGUGUGUGUGUGUGUGUGUGCGUGCAAGUAGUGCAAUUAUAAGUGCUGUUUCUCUCUCUAUUAUAAUUUUUGUUUUCUCACCAAUGUACAAUCAGAUAAAUAUGGACCCUGUGGAAAACCGGACCAGCAAUUAAAAUCUUCCAACAGUAGUGAAAAAUGGCAAUGAAAGAGAAAGAUAAAGGUUAAAUAACAAUGCAAAAUGUAGCAAUCAGAAUAUUUUUCUGGCAUAUUUUUUUUUCUCUUGUUACUAUGUUGCAUGUGUCACAAGUUACAUGAAUGUCUGAGAAAGUAAUUCCAGUUCACGUCAUUGACUUGAUAAAACAUGUUGCAGGUAAUGAGUAAUAACAAAAAAAGAGACCAAAAAUAUUUUAAGACAGAAUAGAAGGUAGAAGAGUCUCUAUCCUAGUUACUGCAGAGUCUGGUGCUCACCUUAAAGUCAUUUGUAUACCAAACAUUAUUUUAGAACUAUUUGUCAUAGUAUACUAUUUGUCAUAGUAUCCAGUCUGUUUGCAUUUAACAUGUGGAUGCUGAAUUUCAGGAUGAGAGAUCAAUAUAUAUGGUGGUCUAGAACAACAUACACAAUCUCAUGAUACCAGCUGAUGAGCAACCUGUGUAAAUAAACAGCAUGUCGAACAUGUAGCAAAAGCUCUUUGUAUUAAAAGACUUGCAUCAAGUCUUUACAUGUUCCCUUUACAUUGAAAUUGUCCAUCAACCACAAGUAUACAUUCUUCCUACCCAAACAUCAGUAUGCUACAUGAAAAUAAAGUAAUUCGCUUAGGUGAUUCAUGUAUUAUGUGUGACAUGUAUGGUAAUGCAGUAACAGAUAUAUUAAGGCAUGAAUGCUACUGACCACACAAAUGUGAUCAACUUCAUGGUGCUGUUGUUUCUCUCAACCCAAUGGAAGACUUUUUGCCAUGAGCUUAUUUCAGCAACAGUGGAACAGACCAGCAGAGAAUUAAAAUUUCACAGUCUGCAGCAUUUCUUGAAUCUCUUCCACACCUACACAAAAUGGUAAAGAAGUACAUGCACUGUACAGAUGUUGUAUUUAAUGUUGCAGACAAAGUUGCCAGUAUGUUUAAAUUUUGAAUGAACAGACAUAGAACACAUUUUGUUUCUGGUACCCAACAUAUUAACAACAUAACAUUUCAACACAUUCCUGAACUAACAGAUAGUUCCCAUUCACUUGCUGAUGAAUUCUGUGUUCCUAGCACAAAGUUAUAUUUUGAAAACCUGGACAUCUUUUCAUAGGUAAUUUGCAUGAAUUUUUGUUUAUCAGCGUACAUAUUUUUUAAUGUUACUAUAUCUAUUUACAAUCCUUCAAUACAAUAUUCCUCAUUCUCAAAAACAGGAUUUCCUUUCUGAGAAGAUCUAAUGCUUGAGCCAAGACAUUCUCUCUGUUCAUCUGUUAAAUGAUGUAAAGUAAGGUAAUGGAGAACUCAUCCAGAGAAAAGAAAAUGAUCCUCAAGCACAGGUUGAUUCAAUUUAAGUAAAUGACUGAGAAGUCUUAUCUGGAUGGUAGAGAGCAAGAGGUAUCACAUACUCAACUCUAUCUUCACAGUUACUUGGUUAUAACAUUUCUGAUGGGAGAGAAAAUUUUUAUUCUCAUAUGGAAGAUGAGUCUCUGGACUGUGCUAUUAAUUCCAGCUCAGUUUCUAAUUCACUUUUCACCAGUAAUGAAAAUCUGAUUUAAGAUUUCUUGAUCUUUAAUGUAAGAUCUUUGUUUAAAUAAAGUCAUUUUGGAUGCCUGUUUCGCAGUUUGUCCAUUCAGUAUGGGACAUGUUGCGCAAAAACUUUUUGCUUGUUUAAAUUACUAGUCAUAAUUCAAAAUACUGAUGUUGGUGCCAUCACUGUGGUCUCAGAAAGUGACUCACAUAUUGCAUGACAUUUUCCUUCAUGAGCAACAGUCACAAAUUUCAUUCAUCUACAGAUGUUAUUUGCCUCUUCAUUCUUGGUUUCGAGUUAACGUUUCCACAGCCACCAAGGAAACAAUUAUGCCAAAGUAAACUGUAGUAAAUUCACCACACAGAUUAUUGCAAGAAAUAUGUAUUUCUGAAACUUCCUGCCAGGAAGUUUCAUAUCGGAAAAUUCAUUCUGGAAUAUGUAUUUCUGUCCUUAUAUGACCAAGUAAAAUUAUGAUUUCACUGUAUGAUCUUUGAUAUAAUAAUUCCAAUGGAAAAGAUUUGUGCAAACUCCUUCAAGUUACCUAGUCACAGUAAUACAAAAUAACUGCUACCUUAUCAUAAUUUCAACAGUAAAUUACAUAAUGUCCAGUGUUGUUUUGCCAUGUAACCAUUAUUGCCAACCAUCGUAUUACUUAUUAAUAAGUCUUCAUAAACAUUCACAACAUUAGACUUUUAAAAGAGUAAAAAGCAUCUAUGUAUUCAAUGUAAAACAAUUCACUACUUCAAAGUGAACAUUGCAGCAGUUUGUGGAAAGUUAAGGUUUUGAAAAUAGUUGCAUGAAGAUGACAAACUACUUGAUUGCUGCAAAUCAACAUUCAUGUAUGGAUGAUUAAACUGAAACAUACAAACAUAAUUGAUUACAUUGCUAUAGAAUGACAGCAAACAUCAUUUGCACAAAAAUAUUGUGACUGUAAUGACACAAUGGCCCUUCAGUUUUCUAGCAGUGAAAAUUCCUUCCAGUUCCCUGAUCAGUACUGACUGAAAAACACAAUAAACUGAGUCCACAAAUAAUUUAUUAUUUGACUGUAUUCUAUAAUGUGCCAUUAGUAGCUACAGAUGCAUUGCUAAAUAGGUACAGCUGCAAACUAUGUACAAAUACUGAAACUUUUUGAGAAGUAAAGCACUACCUCACAUACUUAAUGUUGGUCAUUUAACAUUCAGAAAAGGUAAUGGCACAGGUAGAAUUAAAGUUGAAUAAUGAGUUCCUAUGUGUAUGAGUGAUAUAACUUAUGUGGAUUCAAAAACAUGCUUAAGAUCUAAUUGUGAUAUGACCAAGUCUGAUUCACAAUAGGGCACAGGCUUCUAAAGACUGUUAACAAAUGUGUUAAAAAUUUUGGCCCAAAUUUAGUGCAAAAACAUUUAUUUAAAAUAUUUUCAUUACAAAACUAAUAAACUAUUUCAAUAUAGAAGUACUGUAACUUAUGAUUUUUUUUAAAAAAAAUACAAGUAUAUCCAUUAAUCUUACACCUCUAGAAACAAUAUAUUCUUCAGCCAGUUUACUGGAACAGCACUGUAACACUGACAGUAAAGCCAUGGGGUAUCUAUCAGUUCAUAUCUAGAAAUAAUUAUUGUUACAUAUAAAUGUUACUGCAAUACAACAAUGUAUGCUUUUCUCUGCAAAAUGUUUAAAAUACUUUACUAAGUGGCACAGAACAAACAUGAUAUAAGAAAUAAGUCAACAGUCUUGUGCAAGCUGGUAUGAACAGUCACACUUCUUUAUACAGUCCAACACUUACAAGGUCAACUACACACUCUGGUUCUUCAACAAUGGCAACAACAAAAAUGGGCUACAAAAAUACCAUAACACAUAAUGUAAAUAUAAACUACAUCACAUAUCACUGAAAUUAGUAUUAAUUACCAAAAUGUCAAAUACAGAAAACAAUUCAAACCUUAGAUACCUGGUUGUGCAUGCUAUAUGUUAACAAAAUACAAGGCUUGCAUCAAGAUUUAUUGCAGUAAGCAUUUACACACAUUUAGUGGUACCUAAAAAAUGGCAGAGCUGUCAUCAUCAAAAAUGAAAGCAAAUCUUUUACUUAACAUAUUUUUCUUCAAAACACGUUUUUCAUUCUUUGAAUUUUUUAAAUCAAAAUUUCAGAAUUUCUGGCAGUUUAAUGAUAGUUUUUUAAUCAAACUGAAAUGAACUGUCAAAAUUGUGUCAAAAGACAGUCAUCACAUAUCACAUAGUACAGGACAAGCAGGAGCAAAAGAGCCCAGCUUAAAAAGAGAUACACAAAAACUUCUAAAAAUUGAUUUGGUUUCUGUCCAUAUACUAGGCAGUUGCAACACACAGGCAUGAAAAUGGGACAUCAACAUAAAAGAAGAAAUCUAAGAAUGUCAAAUAAUCUCAUGCAUAUAGACUAUUGUAGUAAAUGAUAUCUCAGUUUCUCUUUUUAGAGGGUUCAAUGUGCACAUCUCUUUUCACAUACAGAAAUCAUAUUCAAAAAUUAAAUAAUCAUGUUUUACACUUACAUUCAUACUCUGUAAACCACCCUGAAAUGGAUGACUCAACGUACUUUCCACUGUAUCAUGUAUUACAGUUUCUUCCUAUUCUAUUACCAUAUGGAGUACUGGAGGAAUUGAUAUGAAGCAGAGUAUGAAACAUUUCUAUAUAUAAAAAAUAUUAAAAAUAAUGAUAUUAAUAAUAUUUAUUCAUAUUUUGAUCAUUUUGUACAAUGGGAUGGACAAAUCACUUGGACAGAAGUAUGUAUGGGGCAAUCAAAUGAAAGCAAGGCACAUGGCAAAAAAGUAUGUAAACUGUUUAUUACUUCAAACGUAAUCCUCAGAAGUGAUAACACAUUCAUCCCAUUGUGGGACAAGGCAGUUAAUGCCUUCAUCAAAAAAUGUUUGCAGCUGCAUGUAGAACUGUGACUGUACCCAGGGCUGUACCUCUUCAUCUGAAGCAAAUCAACAGCCAUAAACAUAUUUCUUCACAGCUGCAGGGCCAAUGCACAUGUUGCUGUGGUUGUUUCAAGUAUGCUGCAGCAGUUUUCCUGUGAAGCCCUUACAAAUCUUCCACACUGUCUCAACGCCUCCCCAUGUGAUUUCCAUAUUUCUGAAGCCCUAAAGAAAGCCAUUUGUUGCUGUUGAUUUGCUUUGGAUGAAGAUGUGCACACCUGGGUACAAUUAUGAUUCUGUGAGCAACUGCAAACCUUUUUCCACAAAGGCAGUGACCAUCUUGUCUCACAGUGGGAUAAAUGUACGAACAGUUAGGGCAUUUACUUUUGAAAUAAUAAACAGUUUACUUACUUUUUUCCAUCUGCCUUGGUUUCAUUUGACUGCCCCUUAUACAACGUACUAAAUGUAGAUAAUAUUACACACAAACAAUUUUGGCUUUAAUUACACAUAAAACCAAAGAAAAUCUUAUGUCAUGGGUCCUGCCAGGUUACGGGAGGAAGUAAGGCAAAGACUGAGAAAAAAGCAAUAAGGCUGUGCAAUCUUCAGUUCAGAGAUGGUAGAAGGUAAUGCUAAAGAGAGAAGUAAAAAUAUAUCUGUAAGAAGCAUAUAAAAUGGAAAACAGUGAGAGUGACCAAAUUUUUAUACAACAAAUAGAAGAAACAAAAAUGAAAUGCCAUCUGUGAGGGGGAAGGAAUAAAAAAAUAAGCAAAAGUAAAGCAAAAAACUUCAGUGGAAGAAGAAAGCAGAUGGACAGCUAAUGCAGUUUGAUUCCAUGAAAGUGACAUGAUGAGAGUACAUUUUGGAGACAGAUUUCGUCUUCCAGAGUUCAAAGAAGCAGCUGCAUGGCGGGAGCGUUUAAAUAGCCCUUGUACUAUAGCAUGCACUCAGGGCUCUUUUUGUGGAGCAACUGGGUUCUGGCCACCUCAAAGACAUUCAUGCCCAUUCAUCGAUUCUGCUAAUUUGAUAGUUAUUCCUAUGGAUAAAGCAGUGCAGUCCACUUGUAAGAUGGUACAUUAAUGAGUAGUUCAGGAUACAGUCUUUCCUUUAAUGCUAUACAUUUUACCAGUAGUGGGCUUAGAUUAGGUGGCAGUAGGUGAGGGUACAGUUAACAUUUCAUAGCGGACAAGCAACUUAGGGAUGGGAUGCUGGUCUUGAAUGUCAGAAUCUCAGAAGGGUGUUUAAGAGGUGGCAGCAUACAGGAUUGAGUUGAUAUCACAAUGAGAAAAUAUUUCAGGACUCAUCUUGGGAAAAUCAUAGUCCUCAUGGAGUAAUUCAGUACGUCAUGAAAGUGUGGGUACUACUGCAUUACGAGCAUAAUGUUUCUCAGCUAUUUGGACGUAGGAACUUCACUGAUGGUAUGAAGUGACAGGAGGAAAUGGCCCAGGAGAUAUGUUUGUGGAUAUCAGUGGGGUAGUUGCAAGAGAGAAAUGCUUGAGAAAGCGUAUUGGUAUAGGUGUUAUGGGAUUUGGGUUUCAAUCAUUUUCAUUUACCACAAUCACCUACGCUGUACGAAAGGGUAUAUUUGACUUGAAAAGGAUUAAAGCUGUGAGAGUGGAGAUAUUGCUGCUGGUUGAUGUGAAGGGGGCUGAAGUUUGGAUGUAUGACUCACAGAGUUGCAAGUAUACACCCAGCAAGAUGGCUUGACUUAUGGACAAGAAUGAGGUGAAUUUCAUCUGGGAAAAUAAGUUGAAGGAAGUUCAGCAGAUCUUCUUUACAAUGAGUUCAUACUGCAAAGAUAUUUAUGACUAUAUAGGAAGUCAAGGGGCACAGCUUCUAGGGAGCUGACAUAUGCCUCUUCCACGCACCAGACAGAGCAAUUCUGUUUCCCAUUGCCACCUAUUACCUAACAACUAAUAAACACUCUUUUUGUUACACAGUAUCAGCACUGACUUGAUGGCCUCAAGAGAUUAUUUUCCAGAGCUGGGGCUUUCUCGUGCUGCACCCUGAAAUGACAUCAUCCCUCCCUGGUUUCCUAACAUGCACUUUCACUUCCAAAUAUUCUCUUAAACUUUGCAGCAUCCUUGUCACGCCCUACACCAUUCCCAAACCAAAAUUUUAACCUGUAAAACAUUUUCCAUGUACUACCACCUUCUUUACCCACAUCAUUACCAAAUUUUAUAACUUAAAAACACUUGGCCACAAGCAAAAUUAAUUGUGUGGGUUACCAGCUGAUACCUGUCUACAAUGUGCAUUUCUACACAGGGAUGAACACCAAUCUGGCAGAAUCAUGAAAGGACACAAAUACACUGCUUCAGUUGCAAAGUGUGCUCUAUAGCAUAAUUCAAGAGGCCACAGUGGUUACUACACCACAUGGUCCUACUCAGAAGCUGUUCCCCUAAACUGUGGAAACAGGAACUUCAAAAUAUACUUUAAUAUGCUUAAACUCAAAUCAUUUACCUUCACCCCUUUUCCUUCCACAAUCAAAUUUCUUUUUAUUUUACUUCUAUGUUUAUAUUCCCCCUCCAUAACUGCCCCUUUGUUUUUCCUCCAUUUAUUAUAUUUUAUUUGUGUCAUUCUCUCAGUUUUGUUAUUUUAUCUUAUUAUUAAAAACCUGCUUUUCUGCUUACUAUAUCCCUCACUUCCACAAACUCUAAGCUGAAGAAGUACUAGUGUUUAUUAACAUAAUACUUUAGAUCUCCUACUUUAUCUGAUACUAUUCUCUUCAUAUUUGUCUCCUUCUUUACUCAUACAUGGUAGGACAUCGUAGCCUGAUUUCCAAUUGAUCUGUCCAUCCCACUUAGCUGAAGCUCUUUCAAACAUCAGGUAUAGUCAUGAAUGCUAGUACUACUGUAAUUUAUUUUUUGAAAUUGGUAUUAUAUAUCAAUAAUUGUUGUAUGUGUCGAUUAUACCAAUAUGAAAAGAAAUUCAACCACAUCCACAGCAGUUUCGAUAGAGUGUUCAGAGAUGAUGGGCGUGUGUCUGUGCUUGUGUGAAUGUGUGUGUGUUUUCCUUUCUUUUCUCAAGAAUGCAUUGGCCAAAUGAUUAGUGUGUAAUAGUCUUUUCAUUGUGCCUGUUUGCAACUCAGGGUGACACUAUAUGGUGAAUAAUAAUCUCUCCUUUUCAUAAUUGUUGAUACUUCAAUCUGGACUUUCUAUUGUUUCAUUUCCACAGUUAUCUAUUUCCUUCUUCACACAUUUUCUAGUAACAUUAUAAGCCUGUAACAAAUGGCUUUCUGUCUUUAGUUAGAGACUUUCUUGGGAAGUUUUAAGGUCUUCAGAUUUUUAUGGAAAUUCUCAUUCUGCAGAAAUCACAAUGGCAAAUGAUUAACAACUUGCACGCAUCUUUCAAAGUAACAAUAAUUUUAUCAGUGAUAACUAUAACCAAACUGUUUUAGUCACCAGUUACAGCAACUGUCAUCAACUCCUUCUUGAGAAUAUGCUGUAGUUUCAUGUCCACAUCACUAUCUUCAAGUGGCCUGGCAUACCCCUCAGUCUCAAGAAAACAAAAUACUGUCCAGCAUUAUUAUAGACAGUGGGGGGAGGGGGGGGGGGGGGGAGGAGCAUUACAUAUACAAUCUUUUCUUUCGUAUUGUGGCCCUCUCUUGAGCAAUUUAUCUUCACAUGAUCGUGAGGGCAAAUGAACUAACUGUUGUCAACCUCCACAACCUGAUUCACUUUAUGUUCCAGACUACAACAAAGCUUAAGUAAUUUCAACAAUCCUGUCUAAUAGUUUCUUUUCAGCUAAUCUAUUGAGUUCAGUUCAGUAUCCAACCACUUACAGCACACCACAAGUGUACAUUAGCCCUAACACAACCUGGCUGUUAACUGCUGUAAUAAUAUGCUUACCAGUUGGUUUCCUAUGUCACUCCGAUCCUGUAUUCAUAUGUAGAUGUUUUCUUUUGCUUUUUGUGAUCAGUUCUUAUAUUUUGUUGCAUUCCUAAAUACUUUUACUAUGAUCCAGGAACUCAUACCAGUUUGUCAGUAGUGUUAAUAUGCUGAUUUGUUAUUUGCACACAUUGAUAUCAUCAUUAAAUACUUUUAUUGACAUUACUGAGGAGACAAGUAUUUUCUGCAUAUGGUUUUAUGUCAUGGACCACAUUCUGCCAAAAGAAACUGUCCCCUGUACCUCAAAUUUUUAAAUAAGUCUGCAGAAAAAAAUCAACUAAAUUUUAUUUGGUAAUGUCACUAAAAAACUUGUCAGAGACCAAGUAAUUAAAUUUCUGCUGAAAUGAAAUACGUGAACUGAUUUUGUUUAAGCAAUAUGGUUAUUGCACCUUCACAGUCUAUUCAUAUUUUGGAGAAAAUACUGUAACAUAAUUGUUUAUCUUUGUAUGGAAAAUCUGCAUUGAAGAAAGGCUUCAUGUAUGCAUUUGACUAUCCACAUUAUCUAUUAGGAGGCAUUGACAUAAGUAGAGCAAAGAGAAUUUGGCAGUUUUAAAACACUACAAAUGUGAUAGUGUGAAUGAAAAACUAAAUUAUUAUCUAUUUUUAUCAAUAAAUGGUUUAGCAGGGAGUUUUUAGUGAUUGGUAAUGACCAAAUGUAAAUUUGUGAGACCUUAACUUUUCCUGACGAAUUAAAUGUUCAAAUAAUUCAUGAGUUUGCUGCCAGGUGAUGUCGUCAUCCACUGCCGCCAUGGUGGUCGACGAUGUCACCCGGCAGCAACCUGUAAAUUACAUGAAAUGUAAUUUUUUUUUGAAAAACUCACAUCCCUCUGGCGUAAUGGAAAAACAAUAGAUGCACUGAAGAUCUAAGACUUACAGCCCACUACAGAUUUAAUAAGUAAUUGUAAUGUUGCCUUUUUGGGAGAUAACAUUAUGGUGGAUGUUGUUGAACAUUUUUUGGGCAUAUGAAACCUUGAAAAUGUGUUAAUUACAUGUAAUAACUUUAUAGAGAAAUAACAUGUUAUAUGAAUGUAUAAUAUAAUUGGCUUAAAAGUAGUUUUCAGUUCCUCAGUCCACAGAUUUCAAUAGUACAUUUCAGUCAUUCACUCAAAUAAAACAAACCACAAAAAUCUGCAAUAUAUUAAAAUAUAACAAAGUCAAAAAUUUCAUAUUGUCUUCUGAGGCAUUGCUAAUAAUAUCACUUUUGUUUAUUUCACAAAAUUCAGUUGAGAGCUGUUAAUUUUCUUCUAACUUUAAAAAUAUUUUCCAUGGUUUCAGCAUCUUGUGUAUUGGUUCCUUUCUAUCUAAUGGGAUCCAUUUAAAAAUGGGUAAUCCCAUUUUGGUUUCUAGUUUGCCUUCUUUCAAUAGUAUAGCCAAGCAGAUCAGCUAUGGCAAAAAAAGUCUCCCUGAAAUAUUCCCCUUUGGCUGGGAAUUAUUGUGAUGAUCUCAUUUUUGAACUAGACAUUUGCCGUGAUAUCUAUAGCUCAAGGUGUAGUGCUUAGCAUUGCUGCCUCUAGAUUGUUGGGUCUUGGGUUCAAUUCUGGGCCUGGUUGGAGAUGCUCUUCACUUGGAGACUGGGUGUUAUCCUCAUCAUUUCAUCUCAUUUUAUUCACAAAGAUGUGCAAGUUGUUGAAUAUGUGUCAAAUAAAAAGAUUUGCAGCUAGUUGCCAAGCAACUACAGACAGGGUUUCAAUUCUGUCACUGAUCAUUUUAGUUUUCCAUAUGUCCAUCAUUGUUUCCUCACAACUAAAUGUGUGUAGGCUCAUACUGUUAAUUUAGAAUAUCUCAAGGAGAAAAUUAUUAGACAUUAAAUCAGCAUUCUUGGCGUCAUCAGUGUAAGAAAUAAGCAAAUCGCGUUUCUUAAUCUGCAUCUGUUUCACUGUGGUAGGAUCAAUGAAGAGCAUGUGUGUAGCAAUCAGCAAGUUAUUUCAUUAAUAUCCAUGGAAGAUAACACACUAAAGGACCAAUUACAGAGUCAGAAUGAAAUGUGAUUGUGGCUUCUUGUAUAGUAACAAUACAUAAAAAUAAUUAUAACACAGGCACACAAUAAAAUUACAACAACAACAAUAGAAUAAUACCUAUUUAUUAUCUUGUGUAGUCUCUUUUAAUGAGUAUCACAUUUCAAACAAAAGUGUUCAAACAAAAGAAAUUUUUUUGAUGUUUAAAAUACUAUAGAAAUUCUACACAUGGAAAGUUUUUUUCUUAACCAGAUCCAAAGAAAUGAAGAACAUAUUUCCCAUCCUUUUUUUGGAUACGGACUUUCCACUGAUACUGCCUAUGUUAUAAAUACAUACUUCUGUUGAGUGUUACAGUACAUUUAAACUUAUAAAUUAUUGCAUAUUUGUACUUUUGACCCAAAAUAUGUAAUUAAUUUUAUGUUAUAAAGGUGUGUAUAUGUUACCACACUUUAUCAUCAUUCUGGCAGGUAACAUUUAGGUAUGUGCAACAAUAAAAAACAAUGCCAUAUUAUGUGGUGGGUGGUUGAGCUACUAUUUUUUCUAUGUUAUUAUUAGUAGUUUCCCUUCAUAUAUGUACUACAUUAUUGUAUAAUCUAUGACAACUACGAUUUUGUUAAUUCAUUUCAUUAACAAUUGACAGUCUAGAAAUAGAUGAAAAAUUACCAGAAGUAUGACAAAAAAAUUUCAACUAGAUUUUUUGUAUAUUUUACUUCACUCAAACUGCAUCAUAAUAAAAUGAAAAAAUAAAAAAGAAAGGAAGAAAAUAAAACUAUGAGUGGCUGUGUUGCAUUUUAUAACUCUAUACUGUUAAUACAGAAUAGCUUAAACAUUUUGUUUUGUCACAUAGUGACAGCAUGUUGGUUGUCAUUAGGUGGAUCUCAUGCUUAUAGGAUUAAAUCAUAGAUUCACUUUCCUGUGGUAAACCAGUUAUUAUUUAUGUUUCUGUAGACAAUUCUCAAUCUAUAAAUUUGAUUGAAUUUGUUCACUUUCAUUUUUUCUUGUAAUUUCUACAGUGUUUAGCUCUCAUCUUUCAUCUAUCAAAUGCAUCCUGCUCAUUCCUAAAUCUAUUAAAAAGUUGUUAGUUCAAAGAUGAUCACAGGUUUUAGGAGUAACUUUCUUUUUCCUUGUACUCUGUGCAUUUUUUCCUAUUUGCUCUUUUCACCUUUUGAAAUAUCUCUUAUGUGUGAAGCUGCACCAUGGUUUUGUUUGUGUUAAACUGUAGAUACCCAAGAAGUAGCUAAAAUCAAUUACAGAUUAAAGAAAAGCAAGGGAACACUAUCUCGAAUGAAACUGCAGCCUCUCUGACAGUAUUUAUGAAGUAAAUUUGCAACAAUCUCUCAAAUACAAAAAUUAUGAAUAUUGACACACCAGUAAUGUCUUACAUUUCAUUUGUUCCAGAAAUGCUCUGUGCACUCCAUUUCCAUCAUCUCAUGGCAAACUUUUUCUCUCAUUUAAGACUAGGUAAAUUCUUUGUUCAGAGAUUUCAAAUAUUGGUCAAUAAAACCACUAAGUCACAUACAUAUGGUAAGAGGUACACACUUAGUCUUCCUCGAAUCGGUAGAUUUCAAGUGGUAUUUAAGUACAUACACCCUUCCACUCUUUUGUUCCUCAGUUUCCAUCCAGACUACAGUUGUGCUCUGUACGAAUUUGGGAAGAACAUUUAACAAGUAAGGAUGUGUGCCAAUUAACCUGUGUGUUUUGUACCAACAGACAGUACAGGCCUGGUUUUGAAACAGAACUUCUAAUGUAAUAUAUACACGUGAUUCCUUCAUUUGCGUGAAAUUAACGGAAAAUGUCACAACAAUGUAGCCAUAAACUGGAUGACAGAAAAAGCAUUCCAAGUCAACGCAGCUGAUACAUGAAAACUGGUUACGUUUCCCACUAGGAUGUAACAAACUGAACAGGCUAUUGCCAAACAGGUGAUCAAGCUAGGAUCUUCUGAUUAUACAGUGAACUCAUGUAGUUUUCUCUGUAUUUGCUUAAAUUUCUCAAAAACUAGAGAGAACUUCAGAACUAUUAGCUGUGUGUAGCGGUAUUAUCCUGACUAUUUUCCACAACUUUUGAACAGGGUCUAACUUUUGAAGGUACAGUAAGUAAGCUGAUAAGCAGAAUGCACACAAAUGUAGGAAUUAAAUGAAUUUCCUUCCAGUAUAAAUAAAGAAAAGAAUUCAGAAAUUCCCAGAUGUUAAACAUAUACAUAAAUAUUCUCAUUAGCUAUAUGAACUAAAGUACAGUAAGCAAAGAUCUACAUUUAUCAACUUGAAAAAUUCAGAAUGGAAUGUAAUAAUAUUAGAGAAGGAAAGUUGCUACUCACCAUAUAGCGGAGAUGCUGAGUCGCAGAUAGGCACAACAAAAAGAUUCUCACAAUUAUAGCUUUCGUCCACUAAGGCCUUUGUCAACAGCACACACACACACACACACACACACACACACACACACACGAAAAAGCAACUCGCACACACGACUGCAGUCUCAGGCAACUGAAACCGGUUUCAGUUGAUUGCACUCUCAGGCAACUGAAACUGGUUUCAGUUCCCUGAGAUUGAAGUUAUAUAUAUAUGUGUGUGUAUUGUUGACAAAGGCCUUAAUGGUCGAAAGCUAUAAUUGUAGAAUCUUUUUGUUAUAACUAUCUGCGACUCAGCAUCUCCAUUAUAUGGUGAGUAGCAACUUUCCUUCUCUAAUAUUGUUAUAUUUAUCAACUUAAGUCUACACAGACAACAAUUAAAAGAAACUGUUGAAAUUACUUAAAUGGUAGACAGUAUAGGUUUCUUGUGAAGUAGUUUCAAAUCCUCUACAUCUCCUAAUUUAUUGGCUUCUGAUACUCUACUGAUUGGAUAUCAUACACAAAACAAAUUUUAUAAGUGGUUCCCUAUGGUGUAACAUAUAGGCAGCACUUAUUACUUCUUGUAACACACUGCAAAGAAGUCAUGAGUAAGGUAAUUACUUUUUCAUGUGUCCAGUCUUAAGGCUUGGUAAGUUCUGCUCUUAACAGAAAUGUCACAUCAAAUAAGUGGAUGUUAGACAAUUUAAUUAACAAAGUGCCUGGAAGGCCAAUCAGGAAAAAAGCAGCAAUUAUAAAAUUGUCUUAUCUUCUCGUAACAACCCAUACUUUUACUUCCUUCACAGAGCAAAGGAACUUUAACAAAAAAAUAAACAAAAAUGAGGACAGGUAAACACUCAUCUAUAACUGAUUGUGUUAUGUUUGGUGCAUAAACAGAUAAUAAGCAAAGGCACUUCAGUUCUGAGAACUAAAUCACACACACACACACACACACACACACACACACACACACACACACACAGAGAGAGAGAGAGAGAGAGAGAGAGAGAGAGAGAGAGAUGUUAACUGUUUAUAGCGGGUUGCUCAAGCUGAGAGGAGCUGGGUGGAAGGAUGCCUGUGACAACAGGGAGAGGUUAGACGUAGUGAACGACACAGAAGUGGGAAAGCCUUGCAGGAAAUGAACCCGAAAAUUCAAAUUAUUUGUAUCAUGAAUGUAAUCUUUGUCAGCAUACUUUGUGAUAGAAAAGCAAAAAUUAUUAAUCAGACAAUGAAACAAUUUAUUUGUGACAUCUGCAAACCAAGUAAUGUGAAUUCCAAAGUUAUAGAAAUGGUUGGAAGAGUGGAAAGUGUACAUGCAUAAUCCACAAAAUGUUUAUUUUCCUAUGAUGAAUGGUUGUUUUAGAAGUGUGCCUCUAGAAAUCAAAUGAACUUUAACAUUCAAAAUGCUCUGAAAAAAAAAGAAUCUUACAAAGUUGUUUUGUUUAUAGUAUUUGUAUGUGUUCCAAAUUUUAAAAAUAUUAACAAAAAUAAUUGUUACAUACUGUGCAAUAUGGCCUUUGAUUGUUUUGUAGCUAAUAAAUUAUAUUGUACAGUCAUUGUAUUAAUAAAUUAAUGUCAAUGUUAA
Molecule: messenger RNA, 17510 nt
Organism: Schistocerca gregaria
Lineage: Eukaryota; Metazoa; Arthropoda; Insecta; Orthoptera; Acrididae
Exons: 3
Coding region: 1-1071 (356 amino acids)
Source: RefSeq, a predicted model, not a curated record